Schizosaccharomyces octosporus yFS286 is the source of this 414-nucleotide messenger RNA. RefSeq lists its product as uncharacterized. Bases 1 to 414 code for a protein of 137 amino acids. Gene Ontology annotation, cellular component: cytoplasm. The transcript has a single exon. NCBI's taxonomy places the organism in Eukaryota, Fungi, Ascomycota, Schizosaccharomycetes, Schizosaccharomycetales, Schizosaccharomycetaceae. The record is from RefSeq and is a predicted model, not a curated record.
AUGGCAGGUCAAUUUUCUAAGAAGAGUUCUGGCUACGGUGGUUUCUACGGAAAGUCCGCUCGUGAUGAUCCCAGAGUUUCAAAUCUGUACAAUGAGGAGGACUUAGACGAAAGUUCUGUUGGCCUUGAAGAUGAAGAUUUUGGAACCGAAAGAACAUCUGGCUAUGCAACUCGCGCGUCUGGUCCCGUAGAUGACUAUGGAGUUGAAAACGUUUUGGGCGAUGAAGGAUAUGAAGACGAAGACUCACUCGAUACCGGUGAUUUCGCACAAGAAGAGUCUUCACGGGGUAAGAAUCUUGGCAAUGUACGCGGAGGAUAUAAAGCCACUUUGCAUAACCCCAAUAUUUCCGAAGGUGCCAAAAAACAUGCCCAUGAAGUAUUAGAUGAAUUGGAUGACGAGACGCAAGAUUAUUAG